This is a messenger RNA of Oryzias melastigma (Indian medaka), 2589 nucleotides long. RefSeq names its product catenin alpha-2. The transcript is spliced from 11 exons. Gene Ontology annotation, biological process: cell migration; cell-cell adhesion. Gene Ontology annotation, cellular component: adherens junction; catenin complex. Lineage: Eukaryota; Metazoa; Chordata; Actinopteri; Beloniformes; Adrianichthyidae. Gene Ontology annotation, molecular function: actin filament binding; cadherin binding; beta-catenin binding. The record is from RefSeq and is a predicted model, not a curated record. Bases 95 to 1786 code for a protein of 563 amino acids.
UACACUCUAGAAAGUGUUUAUUGUUUCCUGCACAAAGUGGGACCACAAUUGUUAAUUAUGUAUUAGGAAUUAAAAUGAUUAUACGGUAACUACAAUGAGAUGUUGUUUUGCUUUGUUUUUACAGACCGGCAGAAAAGAGAAAGGUGACCCGCUGAACUCAGCCAUCGACAAAAUGACUAAAAAGACGAGGGAUUUGCGCAGACAGCUAAGGAAGGCAGUAAUGGACCACAUCUCGGACUCCUUCCUUGAGACCAACGUCCCCCUCUUGGUGCUGAUUGAAGCAGCAAAGAGUGGAAAUGAGAAGGAAGUCAAGGAGUAUGCCCAGGUGUUCCGCGAGCACGCCAACAAGCUGGUGGAGGUGGCCAACUUGGCUUGCUCCAUCUCCAACAAUGAAGAGGGAGUGAAGUUGGUACGAAUGGCUGCCACCCAAAUCGACAGCUUAUGUCCACAGGUUAUCAAUGCUGCCCUUACUCUGGCUGCCCGCCCCCAAAGCAAGGUUGCCCAGGAUAACAUGGAUGUUUUCAAGGAUCAGUGGGAGAAGCAAGUGCGCAUUCUGACGGAGGCUGUGGACGACAUUACAUCUGUGGACGACUUCCUUUCUGUAUCAGAGAACCAUAUCCUUGAGGAUGUCAACAAAUGCGUAAUUGCUCUACAAGAGGGGGAUGUGGACACUCUCGACCGAACUGCCGGAGCCAUCCGAGGUCGAGCUGCUCGCGUGGUUCACAUCAUUAAUGCUGAGAUGGAAAAUUAUGAACCUGGGGUCUACACUGAACGCGUGUUGGAGUCCAUCAAACUCCUGUCUGAAACUGUCAUGCCCCGAUUUGCUGAACAGGUGGAGGUAGCAAUCGAAGCGCUGAGUACGAACCCCCCGCAGGCCUUUGAGGAGAACGAGUUCAUUGAUGCCUCCCGUUUGGUGUAUGACGGCGUCCGUGACAUCCGGAAAGCCGUCCUCAUGAUAAGGACACCAGAAGAGUUGGAGGAUGACUCAGACUUUGAACAAGAGGACUAUGAUACUCGCAGCAGGACCAGCGUCCAGACCGAAGACGACCAGCUUAUUGCAGGACAGAGUGCUCGGGCCAUCAUGGCUCAGCUUCCACAGGAGGAGAAGGCCAAAAUCGCGGAGCAGGUGGAGAGCUUCAGACAGGAGAAGUGCAAGCUGGACGCCGAGGUCGCCAAGUGGGACGACAAUGGCAACGACAUCAUUGUGCUAGCCAAGCAGAUGUGCAUGAUCAUGAUGGAGAUGACAGACUUCACCAGAGGCAAAGGCCCCCUGAAGAACUCCUCUGAUGUGAUCAACGCAGCUAAGAAGAUCGCAGAGGCUGGAUCCAGGAUGGACAAAUUGGCUCGGGCCGUCGCCGACCAGUGCCCUGAUUCAGCCUGCAAGCAGGAUCUACUGGCCUACCUGCAGAGAAUCGCCCUGUACUGCCACCAGCUCAACAUCUGCAGCAAAGUGAAGGCUGAGGUGCAGAAUCUGGGUGGAGAGCUCAUCGUAUCUGGGCUGGACAGCGCCACAUCUUUGAUCCAAGCAGCCAAGAACCUGAUGAACGCCGUGGUGCUGACCGUCAAAGCUUCCUACGUAGCUUCCACCAAGUACCAGAAGGUGUACGGCACGGCUGCGGUCAACUCGCCCGUGGUUUCUUGGCGCAUGAAGGCGCCCGAGAAGAAGCCUCUGGUAAAGCGGGAGAAGCCGGAGGAGUGUCAAACGCGCGUACGGCGAGGCUCCCAGAAGAAACACAUCUCCCCCGUCCAGGCUCUCAGCGAAUUCAAGGCCAUGGACUCCUUCUAAGAGGUUCAAGGAAAAACCUGCAAAAAGAGUAAAAAAAAAACAAAACAUAGCAACCACACAAGUUGGUUUAAAAAAAAAGUCUCUUUUUACAAUGUGUUAACCCACUUCUGUUUGCUCCCUCGUGUGCUUGGUGACACCUCAGGAGGACUGCAGUUCAUGAUGUUCGCUCCUGUGAACAUCGUGCUGUUACAGACAGCCGGCACACUCCCAACUGUAUUUAUUGAUCUUAUUGUAGCUUAACAUGUGAAACGAGCAACUUCUGAAAAUACUGAAAACAUAUCAGAAGAGGACAAGUGGCAUUUAAAAAAUAAAAAAAACUUGUGGCAGUUGAUAUUUUAGCUAUAUCAUUGUUGUGCUACUGACUGGCUGUGUGUGAACACACUAAAAAGCCUUGAAUAGUUCAAUAGAGGAGCUGUUUUAACAUACAGAUGAAUCUAGACAUUUUUUUGAUGAUUUCUAUCUUUUUUUUAAUUUAUUUUUAUUAGGUUUUCCCAUGUAGAGCAGAAUAUAUGUUAUGUUUAAAAUACUAGGCUUGUUUCCUUGUCCCUGAUGAGUACGAUGAUGUUUGAUUUUCUUUUCUAAAUCUUUUUGUGAACCAAAGCACACUUAUGGUUUACGGUAUUCCCUUUAUGAAACCAUCUUAUCGAACUUCUCCAUUUACUCUGAUGAGCUUGUUUGGAAGUUGUGUAGCGUAUAAUAUAGACAAGAGAGGUUUGGCUAGUUGUGGUUUUGCUCCAACCAUAGAAUUCCUGCAUACAGUAGCUUUAUAUUCACCCCCUUCUCUAAUAAACCCCUCAACUUGA